Molecule: messenger RNA, 665 nt
Organism: Brassica rapa (field mustard)
Lineage: Eukaryota; Viridiplantae; Streptophyta; Magnoliopsida; Brassicales; Brassicaceae
Molecular function (GO): protein binding
Source: RefSeq, a predicted model, not a curated record
CGGUUGGCAGGGGAGGAAACCUUAGUGGAACAAGAAAGACAUGAGCAAACCAUCGGUGAGGACUCGAGCUUUAACGAAUUUGAGUUCUGGGUACGAGGAGAAUACCGGAGCCCUAGCUAGAUGAUGAAAGAGAAGGAAAUGUGGAUCCUUUCGGUGUUGGGAGUUGGCGGGUCAAGAAACGGGUCGGUGUUGGAGUCGGGUCAUCGCCGGGAGCAGCGCAGCGGGUACUAUCCAAUUGGGGAAAUGGAUGAAUUAGAAGGUUUAGGAUUUAGGGAUUUCAGUAGAGAAGACUCGGAGAGUCCAUUAAGAGACGGUGAUAUUGGCUUUUACGCCAAUAGUAGUGAGUUGUCAGGGGUCAAGAUUUGGUUGCAAGCGUUAGGAGGGUUAGGGAGAUAUUGGCCAAUGUUUCAGAUUCAUGAGGUUGAUGACUUGUUGUCCUUGGAUGAUUUGAAAGAUAUGGGGAUUAACGCUGUUGGGUCUAGGAGGAAGAUGUUUUCUGCUAUCCAGAAGCUUGGUAGAUAGAGACUUCUCAUGAUAUAUUAGAUAAAGAGAGAAGAUGGUUUUGUGUUGUUGUUUUUGUUGGUGAGAUAAUCAGCCGUGGCAAUGUCUAAAAACCAUGAAUGAAACCGUUUUCAUCCUUUUUGCUAUUCGUUGAUUGGUUCUUA